Messenger RNA from Aphanomyces invadans, 1090 nucleotides. RefSeq lists its product as hypothetical. Bases 12 to 641 code for a protein of 209 amino acids. Gene Ontology annotation, molecular function: cysteine-type deubiquitinase activity. The record is from RefSeq and is a predicted model, not a curated record. Lineage: Eukaryota; Oomycota; Saprolegniomycetes; Saprolegniales; Verrucalvaceae. The transcript has 6 exons. Gene Ontology annotation, biological process: protein deubiquitination.
CUCCCGGUGCGAUGGAGUCGGUAGGGCAGAUGAAGCAGCGGCACAAGCUGGAGUUGAGAGAUUUGCAAGGCCAAACCAAAGCAUUGGCCAAGAAGUUGAAGAAGGACAACCUGAGCAAGAAAGAAAUUGAACAGCGCGUGGCCGAACUGGAGAAGUCGACGGCAUCACGGCAUGCAACCGAAUUGCAAACUAUUAUGCAAGCGCUAAAGGUAUCGGAGGAGGCUCCCGACGUAACGCCAGCAAGUGCCCCGGUGGUUGUCGAAGAGAAGUCGAAUGCAAGAUUAGAAAAGGCACAGCGAAAACGAGACAAAAAGCGCCAGGAAGAACGCGACCGACAGGACCGCAUCGCGUUUGAGUCGCAAAACGUCGUAAGCCAGCGACAGAUCGAGAUCGACGCGAUUUCAAACCAGUUGACCUCGCUCAACCUGGUCAUCAAGGAGAUUCCGUCGGACGGUCACUGCAUGUAUCAUGCUGUUGCCGAUCAACUGAAAUUAACGGGACGUCUCGCUACCGUCACGGUACCAGCAACACCGAGUUCGUCGCUCACGUCGCGAGCUAGGACGCUUAUCUUGCGCUACGACAAAAGACUGCCGCAUAUAUGCGUGCUCACUCUGACGACUUUUUGCCUUUUGUUGAGUUAAAUUACGACUCGGGCGUGCCCAUUCAAGAUCAAUUCGAUAGCUACUGCAAACGCGUGGAAGAAUCGUCGGACUGGGGUGGCCAGCUCGAACUGCGAGCCUUGGCCCAAGCUCUGAUGGUCCCAAUUGAAGUCUAUUCGGCGUCCAGUGCCGUCCUUGUCAUGGGGGACGAGUUCCUCGGCGACUGUCGAUCUCCAUUACGUCUCUCGUAUCACUUGCACUACUACACGCUGGGCGAACAUUUCAACUCAAUCGCGCUUGCCGCAUGCGAGGACGCAACUCUUCACUAGACAUACGGCGGCACGCACUGGCCCAGUUCCAUAAACCCCACAAAGCAAGUUGUCGUUCGAGUUGGAUAAUGCAUCAAUCAUCAUGGACAUUGCUAUGGAUUUUUAGAUGAAAAUGGGAAAAAUUCAUUAGAUAAUUAGUCAUUUAUCUAAGUCAAGUUGAAG